AGUUAUGUAUUGUCAUUGUGUGUGAUACUAAAUAUUCAAAAUCAGUUAGGGGAAGAUUCUUGAAUUUAUAUGAUAUGGAUGAAAGAGAAAUUUCGAGGGAGAGUAUGCUAACUCAAGAACCAGAUCAAUUUUCUUCUUCUCAAAGAAUUCUUCAUUUAUACAUUGGACAUUUUUUAGCUAGAUGGGGUUCAAGAAUGUGGGAAUUCUCUGUUGGUUUAUAUAUGAUCAGUAUUUGGCCAGACUCACUUCUCUAUGCAGCAAUAUAUGGUGCUGUUGAAUCUGCUUCCAUUGCAUUGUUUGGUCCAUUAAUUGGAACUUGGGUUGAUAAAUUGACUUAUGUGAAGGUUUUGCAAUUGUGGUUGGUGACACAAAAUCUCUCUUUUAUUGUUGCUGGUGCCACUGUAGUUGCCUUACUUGUCAACUCAUCUUUGAAGUUUACAAAUUUCCCAGUUUUUUUACUACUGGUGGUGAUAAUCAAUAUCUGUGGUGGCAUUGGAGUACUUUCAACUCUUGCUGGUACCAUCCUCAUAGAAAGAGAAUGGUUGUUAGUUAUAUCCGAAGGUCAACCGCCAGAACUGCUGACAAAGAUGAAUUCAGUUACGCGGCGCAUCGAUCUAAGCUGCAAGCUUCUUGCACCUGUUAUAACUGGUUUCAUAAUAAGCUUUGUAUCCCUUAAAGCAUCUGCUAUAACACUAGCACUUUGGAAUAGUGUUUCUGUUUGGGUGGAGUAUUGGCUUUUCACAUCUGUGUAUAAUGGUAUUCCAGCUUUGUGUCAAAGUAGCCAAAGGAGAGUGGAAAAGCUUUCACAAAAAACUGAUCUAGAAAGAAACAACUCAACUUCUGAGGGAGAUAGUUUGCUUCAUGUUGUUACUGAUGAUAGCUCAGAAAUGGUAGAUGGAAAAAGCAGGAAAACUUUUUUUGAGUGGAUUUCAAAAAUCUCUUAUGUUGAUGCUUGGAGAGUUUAUUUACAGCAAGAAGUUGUUCUUCCUGGAUUAGCUUUGGCUUUGCUAUUUUUCACUGUACUAAGUUUUGGAACUUUAAUGACAGCCGCCUUAGAAUGGGAGGGUAUACCUGCAUACAUUAUUGGAAUAGCGCGAGGAAUAAGUGCUGUAAUUGGAAUAGCUGCAACAGUUUUAUAUCCUGUGCUACAGUUUCAUAUAUCAGCUAUUAGAACAGGACUUUGGUCUAUCUGGUCUCAGUGGACUUGCCUCCUCCCUUGUCUAGCUGCAAUAUGGAUUCAAAAUGGAAUUCUAUCCUCAUAUGUUUUGAUGGGAAGCGUCGCGAUAUCUCGGCUUGGACUAUGGAUGUUUGACUUAUCUGUACUUCAACAAAUGCAGAACCUUGUUCCCGAAUCCGAUCGUUUGAUCGUUGGAGGUGUUCAGAGUUCACUUCAGUCCUUUAUGGAUUUAUUGGCCUAUGUUAUGGGAAUCAUAAUAUCUGAUCCAAAGGAGUUCUGGAAGUUGAGUUUAUUAUCAUUUAUGGCAGUCACAUUAGCUGCAUUUCUCUACUGCAUCCACGUGUACCGCGUGAGGAAGCAUAUCUUUCAUUUCGACAAACUAUUGCGGUGUAAUUCUUUUACGACAGGGUCGUAAAGUGUGAGGCGAACAAGGUAUAGGUAGUUGUCGUUAAUAUUGUUUCCCGAUUUAACAAAGUGAAUAAAAAUUAUAGAAAACGUUGGAUAAAACGUCGUUUAUCUAAAAUAAAUCUGAGAAUCCUAUUUUAUAUUCGGAUAAAAACAAAUUUUUAGAAUAGAUCUAAAUACUACCUUACAUCCUUCCCUAGUUAUGAUUUUCUCUUAUAAGUAUCAUACAUUAUAUGAUAAUAUAAGUUUUAAAAUCUAGGGUGGUUUUGA
This is a messenger RNA of Cicer arietinum (chickpea), 1852 nucleotides long. RefSeq names its product solute carrier family 40 member 2-like. Gene Ontology annotation, biological process: iron ion transmembrane transport. Gene Ontology annotation, cellular component: membrane. Gene Ontology annotation, molecular function: iron ion transmembrane transporter activity. NCBI's taxonomy places the organism in Eukaryota, Viridiplantae, Streptophyta, Magnoliopsida, Fabales, Fabaceae. The record is from RefSeq and is a predicted model, not a curated record.